AUGAACGUUCUUCAUUGGGUUUUCGGCUUUGGUCUGAUCUACUCCACAUGCCUAGCCCUUGUCACACCUCAUACGGCGGGAUGGAAGAUGUUCAGAAUAACAAUCACUCCGUUCAUCUCUAUCGGAUGGUUGUGGUGUGCAUUUGGUGUCCAUCAAAUCAACGAUGAUGAUCUAUGGGGUACUGCUAUACUCAUGACAUACUUCGCUUUGCCUAGAACACUCGAAUUAUUAGUCUUUUUCCCUCCGGAGGAAAAUGUUUUUCGUCUUCGAACUUCGAAGCCCACCAUCAAAUCUAUGAAUGGUAAGGGGCACAACGGGAUCGAACAUCACGAUCUCGGAGAGGGGAAAGAGUCCGAGAAAGUUAAGGGACAUGAAGACGAAGUUCUACCUGAACCUAUACCUGCACCUUUCACCUUGGCCAAAUUUUAUUGGGCAAGCUCCCUCUGGUGGUCACUUCGUGGUGUAGGAUGGAAUUAUUGCUGUCCUCUUCCUCAUUCCUCUCGAAUUCAUCCUUACACCCGAUCCUCAUCCAGACGUUCAUACCUGUUGGCCCGACUACAAUUUUAUCUCAUUUGGUGGCUACUCUUCGAUGUCUUACGAAGUUUUAUGAACCUUUCCUCCGCCUCUGCGUACUUUUCAGGUCGACCAGGUGUAGCUCCCUUGUACAGCGAUCUCAGUCAAUGGGAAAGAGGAGUGUACAGUGCAUGUGUAGCUUUACGUAUUAUCUUUGGGUGCGAAAAGUCGCACUGUCUAGUCAGUUCGGUUUUCGUGUUGAUAGGAGGGAUGAUGGGAUGGGAAGGUGAAAUCUGGAGUCCUUGGGGUUGGCCGCCUUUAUUUGGGACAUUAGGAGAAGUGUGGAGGAGUUCGGGACUAUCAAACACUUGGUCGAGGACAUGGCAAGGAUAUUUCCGACGUUGGUUAUGGAUCUUCGGUGUGAAACUCAUUAGUGAAGAUAUCCUACAUCUUCCUCAUUCUGGUCCAUCUCCCCAUUCUCAUUUCAUGUCUCAAUCUUCUAUCCCUCCUACAACUUCUGAGACAUCCAGUCCGGCACAAUCAUCAGGUCGAUCGACACCUUAUCACCCACUCCCAACUGCUAAACCCCUCGCUCCUCGUCGACUAUCAACCAAGAUGGUCCUAGCCAAUCUGUUAAAAUCAAUCAUCGUGUUUUCCCUCUCAGGAUUGAUACAUGAUGUCGGAACGUACAUUUUACUUUUCACAGAAAGAAACAGUAAUCCUCAUUGGAGAGAAGUACUUGUUCUCACUCCGUUCUUCGCUAUUCAACCUUUAGGUUUGGUGGUGGAAGCGGUGAUCAAGACGUUAUAUAGAGGAGUGAAACGAAGAUGGUUUUUGAAAUCAAAUAUUGGUAUGGAAAGUCCGCAAUGGCUGACAUUCUUGGAAAGACUCGUUGGAUUUGUGUGGACUUGGGUAUGGAUAGGUUGGACUGCGGGAUGGUUUGUCGAUGGAUUGACAAAGGCUGGUAUGUGGAGAAGAGGGGAUGGGAGAGUAGAACGACCUAGUUUGGUGGGUGGUUUAGUGUGGGGAAAAUGGAUGCAUUAG
Messenger RNA from Tremella mesenterica DSM 1558, 1557 nucleotides. RefSeq lists its product as uncharacterized. The record is from RefSeq and is a predicted model, not a curated record. The transcript has 3 exons. Bases 1 to 1557 code for a protein of 518 amino acids. NCBI's taxonomy places the organism in Eukaryota, Fungi, Basidiomycota, Tremellomycetes, Tremellales, Tremellaceae. Gene Ontology annotation, biological process: lipid metabolic process.